GGAAGAGGACAGGAACCCACAUGGCAGCUCGAUGUAGCUGGAGUUGAGGGGAGCAGAUGAGGUUGUGUAAAGAGUGUUUUUCUGAGCGUGGUCCGCAAAUCGAUUUUAGGCUAUUGAGAACCCUGUAGAAAAAAGCGAUGUCCGGAGCCAAACACAGGAUGCGCUGUAAGAAAAUGAGGAAUCAGCCCAGCAGUGUCACGUACAGCUCUCCAGGCUGGCACAACGGUGGAGAAACGUCACGCUCCGGUCACUGGCAUGAGCACACCCCACAGGGAAGAGGGCACAGUGCCCCACCCUCUGGCUGGUUCAGGGGGCACCAUGUCGGGGGUAACGUGAAGGGCGGUCAGGGGUAUUCCCAGGAGCUUCCCAAAUACAUUACUGCCUCGACCUUCGCCAAGGCCCGAGCAGCAGAGGUGAAGGCCAUGUUGAAAGCUGUCACCAAGACAACGGGCAGCUCUCACGUGUUCGGCGCCCUUCCCAAGCACAUGAGGAGGAGGGCCAUGAGCCACAACACCAAGCGGCUGCCGGCCAGGCUGAGGGAGGGGGCGCUCAAGAUGCUGGAGAAGAGCCAGCAGGCGGGCCAGAAGGAGAAGAAGGAACAGCCGAAAAGCAAGAGCCGCAAAGCGCGCCGACGCCACGGCAACCUGCUGCUGGAGUUCAACCGGCGCCAGAGGGAGAACGUGUGGCUGGAGACGCACAUCUGGCACGCCAAGCGCUUCCACAUGGUGAAGAGGUGGGGCUACUGUCUGGGGGACCGGCCCACUUACAAGUGCUACCGGGCCUGCUACAGGGCCAUGAGCAACUACUGCCUCCUGCAGGACCUCUCCUACUACUGCUGUGUGGAGCUUCAGGGGCAGGAGGAACUGUUGCUUGGGGCUCUGUCCAGGCUGACCAGCGCCGAAACUGGGCCCACAUUCGCUGCAGGGCUGUGUCUCUCCGGGCGGAGGCAGGGCAGUGCGGUCCUGUACAGAGCGGAUCAGUACCCCACACAGCCCCUGGGCCCCGUGCUCUUCCUGUGGAGACCCAGGUCUGCAGGCUCCACCCACAGGCAGCUCUGGAUCUGGGUCCACCCCUCCCUCAAGCAGGAUCUGCUGCCCGAGCUUCAGCUGGUGUGCCAGUGCUCUGAGGCUGUGGUGCCGCCCACUCCGGUCCCCCUGCCUGCUCCAGAACCGGACCCAGCACCGGGCCCCACGGAGGCGCCGGACAGAGAGCCGCCCGCGGGGAGGAAGAGGAAAAGGAAGAGUGCACAGGGGGGAUCUGGGGACACGGUCCCCGUGAAGAAGAUUCUCGGGGACGGCACUCGGUCUCCGUUGACCCCUGUCACCUGGAAGUCCGAUUCGACGGGGAUAGUUAUUCGUGACCUCACCAUGGAAAUUGUACGCUACCGUCUGAUUGGACCACUUUCCCAUUCUGUACUGACGGAUGCUUUGACCCCCGCCUCAGUGUGUGAAGCUGCAAGCAAACCGGAAACGUCUUGCUUUUGGUGGCCUGAACAUUGCAAAGAAGAAAGUAACAUGUCCCUUCACCGAGAGCAAGCAGAUAUCUUCCACCUACUCAAAGGAUUGUGUUCCACAGGAGAAGUGCCCUCGGGCUGUGUUCUUGGGCUUACUGUUGAUGACCCUAGACUGACCUUGCCCGGGAAGAGGAUCAAAGUAGCUCCUGAUGUCCAGCAGCUGGAAGGGGAGGCCGAUGACGGGAGGAGGGCCCUGAUGUUGCAGGGCGUCCCGGAGCACUGUUGCCAGAGCGCCCUGUGGGACCAGGCCGUCCGUCAUAACGUCACCCACAGCAAGAUCCCAGAGCAGGAGCUGAACCGGAUGAAGAGCGAGUUGCUGGUCCCCGGCUCCAGGCUGCGCCCCACCCCCCCGCAGGGGCGUGUCCCCCUGCUGCUGGUGCAGCAGCCCGGUAAACAGGCGGGCCAGGAGAUGGCCUCAUGGGGCGCGGGCUGGGACCUGCUGCUGCCCAAGGGCUGGGGCAUGGCCUUCUGGGUCCCUCUGGUGUACCGCGAUGUACGCAUCGGGGGCCAGCAGGAGGCGCUCAAACACUCCCAGAACAAAGGGGCGUCGCACUUCCCCAACGACUUCCCAGACUGCCCAGCAGGUGCCAGCUUCUUGCAGGAGCAGGAGACUCAGCUGCUGGACAACUUUAAGAGGCGUCCGCCUGCCAAAAGGCCCAAUUACAUAAAACAUGGCUGCCUCGCUCCGUUCCGUUGCCCUUGGCAACAGCUGGCCGAGGAGUGGGAGAUGAUCGUGAGGGAGGGUGAAGAGGGGGACCUGCCUGCGCCUCCUCCCCGCCCUCAGCCUCAGCUCCAAGAAGAGACCUCUGCCCUGUUGCCACAGGAAGUGACAUCACGCCCAGACAGUGCCACAUCUCCUCGGAGCACGGUCAUUGUCCUGAGGAACAGGAAGGCUCUGCGUACGGUGUCUGCCUGGUGCAGACCAACCUGUUCCAGAGGCCGGAGGUGGCGGCAGCCUGCGCAGCUGGAGCAGCUGGGCCCUGCGUCCGUGGAGAGACUCCGAACAGCCCACCCCAACAGCCUGGUGUGGGUGCGGCUCUCCCUGCUUCGGAAGGGCCGUCCCUCUCUCCACGCCAUGAUCUGUGUCCCCACCAGAGAGGAUCUGCAGCAGCUGCGCACAGACCCCGCCUGCUGUGGGCCCCAGGAGCCACGCCACACCGACCACUUCAUGAGCAGGCUGAAGCGCCGCAGGAAGGCCCUGAAACCAGCUAGCUCCUCCCACAAGGAAGAAAGGAAGCCUCCUGAGCCUGGCUCCGCCCCCAGCCUCACUCAGGGCCCUGAGCCUGGCUCCGCCCCUAGCUCCACUCAGGGCCCUGAGCCUGGCUCCGCCCCUAGCUCCACUCUGGGCCCUGAGCCUGGCUCCGCCCCUAGCUCCACUCUGCGCCCUGAGCCUGGCUCCGCCCCUAGCUCCACUCUGGUCCCUGAGCCUGGCUCCGCCCCUAGCUCCACUCUGGGCCCUGAGCCUGGCUCCGCCCCUAGCUCCACUCUGGGCCCUGAGCCUGGCUCCGCCCCUAGCCUCAUUCAGGGGUCUGAGCCUGGCUCCGCCCCUAGCUCCACUCUGGGCCCUGAGCCUGGCUCCGCCCCUAGCCUCAUUCAGGGGUCUGAGCCUGUCCUGACUCGGGGACUGUGGCCAGACCCACUGCCCAGCGUGACCUCUCACUGUUCACGGGUGACCCUGGGCUGGGUCACGCAGGGGGACUUCAGUCUAUCUGCGGGAUGCGGGGAGGCGCUGGGAUUCGUCAGCCUGACAGGCCUCCUGCACGCCCUCUCCAGCCAGCCUGCAGACCUCAGGGGCCUGGUGCUGCUGCGAAACCCCGCCUCCCUGCAGUACCGCUUUGCAAAGAUCAACAUUGAGGUUUAACCACAGCCUCAUCUACACCCGUCACUUCAGCUUGCUGGUGUUUAAACUUUCGAACAUGGACGCAGGACUAACGCUGCAGUACGCUGAAGCUUUUGGUGCAUUUCAUUGUGUAAGUGUGAACAAAUCUUGAAAAUGCAUAGCAACAGCAGGCGAUGCUCAUUGUAUGUAUUUGUAAAUAAAAUGUUAGAGUAAUUCAGUGAGAUUUCCAAAAGCACUGAAGUCACAUCAAAAUAUGAAACUAAAGCGGUCUGUUCAGAAUGAGCAGUGAGACGAAACUGACACAGUGUUGAGCUGCGCCAUGCUGUCCCAUUAAACGGUGAACAGCGUGCUGAAUAAUACAUCUGACACUUGAUGAAACGAGUUGUGCGGCAUUCCAACAGGGCUCAUCAGCAUGAAGACCUCUUGAAAAGAAUCCUGAUCGGCUUAAGAUAAUAUUCCCUGCAUGGACUACUUGCUGAAGACAUUCUUCUCUCGUGUAAGACUGAGAUGAUGAAAGGUCAAAUUUUUUGGUGGAUUGAAAGCCUUAUCUUCUUUUAAGAAUGCAGUUUUUUUUGCUUGAAUGCCUGAUUGUGAUCCAUUUGGGAAAUAGAGUUGCAGGUUGCACUCAUGGAUGGCCAAUCCGAUUGUAAUCAGUUGUAAUCUGACAGUAAUAAAAAGUCAGCAUGAGAUUUGUUUUGGAGACCAUUUUCCUCAGUUCUUUAUUAUAAACUUCCUGUACAAAUAAAUGCUCUGUUCACUAUU
Messenger RNA from Anguilla anguilla (European eel), 4115 nucleotides. RefSeq names its product POP1 homolog, ribonuclease P/MRP subunit (gene pop1). Lineage: Eukaryota; Metazoa; Chordata; Actinopteri; Anguilliformes; Anguillidae. Gene Ontology annotation, biological process: tRNA 5'-leader removal. The record is from RefSeq and is a predicted model, not a curated record. Gene Ontology annotation, cellular component: nucleolar ribonuclease P complex; ribonuclease MRP complex. Bases 138 to 3374 code for a protein of 1078 amino acids. The transcript has 16 exons.